AUAAACAACGUGUCCUGGCUAUGGGUCCAACCAUGAAACAGCGGUUUAUGCCCAGUAUUAUUAUUAUUUUUAUAAGAAUUAGUAUAUUUGAAUCGUAUCGCUUCCUUCUUGCCCAGUUAGUCAAAAUACAUCUCCUGGUUGUUGCUUUCAGAGGUGCAAUUCUUUUAAAUAUGCCCAAUUGUUUGUGGCCCAGUUUUCGUAGUACCGCUAGAGGGCAGUGUUGUGUAAGAAAAACACGAACAGUCCUCUUUCAAUUGUUGUCCGUGUCCGGAACCUUUGGAUAUUGAUCGUUAGAGAAACCGGACUGUAAUUAAGAAUGCACCAGCUCCUAUUUAUGGUGUCAGUUGUUGUAGCAACCGUGUUUAGGCGCAAUAGUGUGGAUGUAGUAUCUCUUUGUUGUGUUGGUCGUAAUAGUAGCUAAUUUAAAUAUUCGUUGCGAUAUGUUCGCUAUUUCUAAUUAGUGUGUGUUUCAACGUCGCACAGUGUCGUUUAUGGUCGCCUUGGAUAAAGUAAAUAAGCGUAUUUGUCAGACUGCAGCUUAGUGCAGAGGCUAAUAAGCGCAGGGCACAUUGAAAUUGCAGCAAAUAACGUAGCAUUUGUUUGCGCAGUGUAUUCCAGUAUACUCGUGGUCUGUUUAAGUAAAGAGUUGCUCGGUAUGUCGGCUGUCAGCAGCCUCGUACCUGCACGGUUCUUGACCAUUAUAGCUCACCUUGUCAUCGUUAUCACAAUCUUUUGGUCGAGGGGAAACAACGUGAAGGCUUGCUUGCCUUUGGAUUUCACGCAAGAGCAGUAUGACGAUGAAGACAGGAAGUUGGUGGUGGCAUUGGCGGUCACCCUCGGUCUGUUUGCUAUAGAGUUGGCUGGGUUCUUCUCAGGAGUGUCCAUGUUCAACUGCAGCCAAGGUCUCCUGUCACUGGCUGUCCACUGCAGCGCAUCCGUAUCCUUGUCUUUCUUUGUGUUUGAGAAGUGGGAAUGCUGGACAUAUUAGGUUAUCUUUGCCAUCUGCAGUGUGCUCCCUGCUUUUGUGGAGAUUCUUCUGUUUAUAGCUGUUUUUGGACUGAAGAAGCCAUUAUGAAAGACAGUACUGUGAACUUAAGUCUCAAACAACAGAUCAAUCAAGUGUCAACAGAUACUAGCUGAAGAAGAUCUGUAGUUCAUUAU
This is a messenger RNA of Anarrhichthys ocellatus (wolf-eel), 1161 nucleotides long. RefSeq names its product transmembrane protein 107 (gene tmem107). NCBI's taxonomy places the organism in Eukaryota, Metazoa, Chordata, Actinopteri, Perciformes, Anarhichadidae. Gene Ontology annotation, cellular component: MKS complex. The record is from RefSeq and is a predicted model, not a curated record. The transcript is spliced from 5 exons. Gene Ontology annotation, biological process: protein localization to ciliary transition zone; non-motile cilium assembly.